Messenger RNA from Caenorhabditis elegans, 1380 nucleotides. RefSeq names its product Nematode cuticle collagen N-terminal domain-containing protein (gene col-41). Bases 19 to 1305 code for a protein of 428 amino acids. Gene Ontology annotation, molecular function: structural constituent of cuticle. The transcript has 2 exons. The record is from RefSeq and is marked reviewed. NCBI's taxonomy places the organism in Eukaryota, Metazoa, Nematoda, Chromadorea, Rhabditida, Rhabditidae.
ACAACAUUGUUCUCAACGAUGUCUACUCUUGGCUAUAUUGGGGCAGGCGUCUGCUUGCUCGGAGUUUUCUCCGCUCUUUGCUCAAUUGGACAUAUUGUUCAAGAUAUUAACAACCUUCGUUCCGAAGUUGAAGGACGCGUUGAUGAGUUCAAAGUUCUUGCCGAUGAUACUUGGGAUCGUCUCCUGAUUCUUCAAUCUCCAACAGGAGAAUCUGCCAAUCCAGUGCCAUCCCUCCUCCGUAACAAGAGAUUUGUGUACCCAGGAAUGUGCAAUUGCGACAGCAACUCUCAAGGAUGCCCAGCAGGAGCACCAGGACCACCAGGAAACCCAGGAAAGCGUGGAGACGAAGGACAUCCAGGAGAUGAAGGAAGACGUGGAGCCAGUGGUAUCUCUCUUGCAACCACUCACGAUAUUCCAGGAGGAUGCAUUAAAUGCCCAGAGGGACCAGCUGGACCACCAGGGCCUGAUGGAGACUCUGGACCAGAAGGAUUCCCAGGACUUCAAGGGCAAUCCGGACCAUCCGGUGAAGAUGGAGCCCCAGGACAGGAGGGAGCCCCAGGAGAUCAAGGAGAACAAGGACCAAAGGGAUACGAUGGGACCGACGGACCAGACGGACAGCCAGGAACCACAUACUUCCCAGGACAAGCUGGACAGCCAGGAGAGCCAGGAUGGUUGGGAGAGCCAGGACUUCCAGGACAACAUGGAGAGCCAGGAAAGGACGGAGAGGAGGGACCACAAGGAGCACCAGGAACUCCAGGAAACGCUGGUCACGACGCCUUCCCAGGAACCCCGGGACAAGCUGGAAAGCCAGGAGCUCCAGGAAAAGAUGCCAACUACUGCCCAUGCCCACAAAGACAAGACGACAGAACCCCACCAUCAUCUGGAACAUCCGCUCCACAGCCACCACCACGUGGAUCCACUGCUGCUCCAGGAACUCGUGCUCCACCAGCAACUCGCGCUCCACCAGCAACUCGUGCUCCACCAGCAACCACCCGCGCUCCACCAGCAACAACUCGUCCAGCACCAGCUUCACAGCCACCAGUCAGAGAGCCAGAGACUCCAGAUUCUGGAUACCCAUCCCCAGCUCCACAAGAGCCAGCUCAUCCAUCACCAAGCUACCCGUCUCCAAGCUAUCCAUCUCCAAGCUAUCCAUCCCCAAGCUACCCAUCUCCGAGCUACCCAUCCCCAAGCUAUCCAGCUGAGCCAGCUUAUUCCGUCCCACCACCAGCCAAGCCAGAGCAGCCAUCAGGAGGAUACGAUGCUCCAUCUCCACCACAAACUGGAAGCUACCAGAGACGUUGGUAGAUGCGUGACACUUCUCAUGACAUUAUUUAUGACUUUGUUAUCCAACUCCACUGAAUAAAUAUUCGUUUUCAAGAA